UAACGAUUGUACGAACAGCUCGGCUCCCAAAAGCGGGACUGAGUUUCGCGGCAACAAAUGAGAACGCGUGUCCACCUCCUCCGUUUCCGCAACGAAACCCUAAUCUGACCUUCCCAUUUCCCGUUCUAAUGGGUCUCCCUCGCGCCUGUUUCUUUCUCCAUCCAUGGAUCACUACAAGACUCUAGGGCUGACCAAAGACGCCACCAAGGAAGAGAUCAAGGAGUCUUUUCGUCGCUCCGCCCUAAAUUUCCAUCCCGACAGACACGUCCAGUCAUCGGAGGUGGUCAGGCAACGAUCAGUCCUGAGGUUCAAGCAGGCGUCGGAGGCCUACGAGAUUUUGAUUGAUGAUCGGAAGCGCGCGGAUUACGACUUCAGUUUACGCCGGGGCGGAGGAUUUGGCGGCUGGAGUGGUGGGGUCUCGCCGGCGGCUUCCGCAGGGUAUGCGGGCCGUGGUUAUGGCGGAGGAGGAGGUAGUGGUGGUGGUGGUGGUUACCCUAGAAGGUCUCCGGGAGGUGGAGGAUCGGGAUUGGAUGUGGAGUUCCUGUUCAAACUCAUGACGACUCGUGGGUUUCUGUUCAGUCUGGCUUUUGCGAGUCUUUUGUUAGGUGGAGCAGUUGUUGCAGAGAGAAGUGUGGAUACGCUGUGGAAAUUGAAUAAUACCGGGAAAUCAUUUGAAGAUGCAAUGGAGUCCAUAGAAAAGGUCAGAACAAAAGAGGAGAGCAAUUGAGCCAUGGUAACAGGUAGAAUAUGGAGCUAGCUCAAAAUUGGGUUGAAUCAAUUUGAUCCAUGAGCUGAUUUCGCGUCAAUAUUUAGGCUUCGUUUGGUUCAACUUUCUUACUACUUUCUGAAGCAAUGUUUUAGUACAAAAAAUUCUUAUAUUAAAAAAAUUUGUACUAGAAAGCAGUAAAAAAGCUGUCUCAAACGAAACCUAAAUUGGCUCAAAAUAUAAUCAUGCCUAACCCUACUACCAUCUCUCCUAUACCAUAUUUAUCAUGUCUAUCUUUUUAUAAUGUAUAUGAUUAAGGUUACAUUCAGGAUGUCUUUCUUAUUGUUUCUUAAAACAGCUUCCAAGUAUAAAAACUAAAAUUUUUUAACUAGAAAGCUGCUUUAAGAAGCAUUAAAAAAGCCAUCCCAAACGAAGUCUAAAGAGUAGCUCCUUGGUUCUUUCAUGUGAAAGAAAAGAAAAGUUAUUCUCAUGUUUAUAUAGAAUGUCAAUAAGUCGAGCUAAGCUUGAGCUCAACUUGUUAAUGUGCUUAUGUUCGUAAGCCAAGCUCCAACUCGAUUUGCUUAUAAUUAGACUUGUUGACUCAUUAAUUAUUGUCGGUCUCUUAAUUCAAA
Molecule: messenger RNA, 1338 nt
Organism: Dendrobium catenatum
Lineage: Eukaryota; Viridiplantae; Streptophyta; Magnoliopsida; Asparagales; Orchidaceae
Product: chaperone protein dnaJ 72
Exons: 3
Coding region: 164-727 (187 amino acids)
Source: RefSeq, a predicted model, not a curated record